Sporisorium graminicola is the source of this 4626-nucleotide messenger RNA. RefSeq lists its product as uncharacterized. The record is from RefSeq and is a predicted model, not a curated record. Lineage: Eukaryota; Fungi; Basidiomycota; Ustilaginomycetes; Ustilaginales; Ustilaginaceae. The transcript has a single exon. The coding region runs from base 1 to 4626 and encodes 1541 amino acids.
AUGCCGCACCCAUCCACAUCACAGUCUACGAGCUCCAGGGCCUCUUCAGAUACCAACAGCGCGAGAUUGUCGACGAGCUCUCAUCGCUCAAAUGACGCAAAUCCAUCUUCGUCUUCGAAUAGACUCACUGCAACCUCUAAACAGCAAGGGGAAGACGAAGAAGCUGCAGCACGCAGAGCUCGUCGUCGCAAGCGGAGGGAGGACGAGGCUUACCAGGUGAGAGGCUGGGAGAACCUCUACAGAGGAGAUGGGAGCAAGCCCGUGUUCGCUCACGAUCCCAAGCCAAGCUCGAGAAUCCGAGCCGCAGCGUCUUCAAGCCAAAGUAAAUCGACUACCACAGAACGGACAAUUACCUCCUCCUCACAACCUCUCGCCUCGACCAGCCGCGCAUCGCCGUCGUCAUCUCGUCAAGAUCAAACGCCCAUAAAGCCGUCAAGCACAACUCCUAAUCGACCGCCCCCGCCUUCCCCUGCACCUUCAAGAUCUUUCAAUGCCGCAGCGCACGCCACUACGUCGAAGCUCUUGAAACGCAAAGGAACUUCGCCAUCCUCACAGCCCAACCCUAAAAGGAGCGCAAAAGUCACUACCUCCUCGCAUCGGCAGCCGGCAGCAGGAGCAUCGGAUGAGGACAGCUCGGACGAUGGUUUCGAGAUCCUUGGCGUGAGUGGUCCAGCUGCACCUCGCUCACACGGAGAUCAAGCCCCAGUACUGAAUGCCAAAGCAUCGCCUUCUUCUCAUCGCGGACUCAAGUCAUCCCAGCCAACACAGUUUGAGGCACAUCGACGCUCCGCCAUCAGAGCUUCUUCCGCGGGUCGAUCGUCGCCAGUACCCGCCCGGCUUUUUGCAGACACCGACGGAUCUCUCUCCGAAUCUGGCCCGUCGAGUCGCACUUCGCCGCAACGCCGUGCCUCCCGUGCACCCAGUUCCGCGGCCUCAACGGGUCCAACCAAACUAACACCGGAGGAUAUCGAGGCGCUUAAACAGACCGCCUACGAUGCGUUCAUCCAAGGAACGUCAUUGGCGUGUCACAUUGAUGGCAUCGUGCGCGACUAUGCCGAUAUGAUCAGCCCCUAUCAUCCGGAUCGUCCCAAAGUCGAACAAUUCCAGCAGCAGCUCGCCGAUUUGGGGCAAGAGCUCACCGUUGGAUACCUUCGCGAGGUCAUGCCGACUCUGCCGGCCCGCCUCUUAAAGCGCUUCGGGCCAGCAUUGGCCGCCUACAUUCAAUAUCUGAAGCGCGAUUGGAGCGAUGCUCAAGCCCAGAGCAACGAUGGCACCUCCGUGCUCGAUCCAACAGUGACCGAAAGAAUCGCGGCAAAUGCCGGGACAGACACGGUUGCCUCGGCAAAUGCAUCUAAUCAGACGGAAGCGGCGCAAAACCCAAUCGUGGUCGCGGUCCCGUCAUCGCCUUCUCGACCUGCUGUUGAAGAAACUGUGCUGGACGAAGCGCCGGACGGUACGAGCAGCCAUCCUGCAAUCCGAGCAUCUGAUCAUGUCUUCGACCAAGCCGCAAGAGAAUCUAGCCCGAAUUCUGCUGGUGCCGACGCAGAGCCCAUGGACAUCGACCCGCACAAUGAAUCUGAAACAGCUCCGGGCCAAGUGUUUGAAGUUGGUCCUGUCAUCGCAGAUGCUAGUCACGAUUCUGCCUUCGAGUCGGCAAGCUCACUGCAAGUAUUCGGAACACCACCUGAACAGCCAGAAGAGGAGGUGGAAGAGGGGAAUGAAUGCUUCGGAGCUGCUGGGCUCGGUCAGCUAGAAGCUGAACCUCAAGAGCAUCAGAUUCUUGAUCAGCUCAGACAUUCUGUAGAUGGAGAGGAGCAGCGCCAGCGAUCUAAGCAACAGCAAGACGGACAAGAGGAGUUUUCGCAAUUCGAGGACGACGAGGAUCGACGCGAGCAAGAGUCGAAAGAGCGACAGCAGCAUCAGCCGUCUCAAGAAUCAAACUUGGAUGAGGAGGGGGAAGACGAGCUGGCAGAUGAGCUCGACGAAGUUGUUGACGAGCAGAAUGAGUCCAAUACAAACCCUCAGGCACGAGAAGCCGAACAAGUGGCGCCCGAGGGGGAGACUUCAGUUGUCACUGAUGAUGGUGUACUAGGAACUCCUCCGACUGGAGCUUUCGAGCAAGAAGCGAAUGCUGAGGAGGGAGGAGUAGAAGCUCAAAAACCCUAUGAAGAUGAUCCCAGGUAUGUCGACCAUCCGAACGGCGAUGCACCUCAUGGUUGUCAAACGCAAGGCGGGACCGGGCAACAGCCAACCACUGCAGAUGCGAACGACGAGAUGGUCGGGACCGACGGCACCCUGAACCAGGCUGGAGACUCGAGCGAAGCACCUGCCCCUACCGGACACACGAACGAUUGCAUCACAGACGAAUUGGGCCUUCCUGCGCAUCCCAUGGCAGAUACAGUGGCUACUGCAGACGAAGCUGUGGAGCAAGCGCUUGCUGUAGAAAGCAAGGCGCACCCUGCCGUAGCUAGCGACGAGGCCGUCCCACCUCUUGGUAUCGUGGCUGCAGCCGACUCCCCGACGCAAGUGGAUAACGAUGAUGCAGAUUCGUCACAUCAGGAUCCUGCAUCCGAUGGCAGCUCUCUUGCUGCUGCCGCAUCUGAGGCUAGAACAGUGGCGACACCUCUUUUGCCUUCGCGAUCAAACACCGCAGAAGCAGCUGCUGAAGCUCAAGCGGCCACGUCAGAGCCUUCGCAAGCAUUCGAAGCUAAUGCGCCUCAUGCGGAAAUGCGUGCUUUACCUCUUUCAGCUGCCACCGCAGCGGUGCCUUCUCUUAAACCAGCCUCUACAGCAGCAGAAGAUGAUUCGACCCGAGUUGAUCAGACUUCUGAAGCCUCUGUCGAGCCCAUUAUUGCGCAGGAAGAUGAUUCAGCACACAAUCCUGGAAGUGGCAACGAACCAGAUGCACUUGUAAUCCACGCAGCAGCAGUAGCUGAACCAAGACACAAUAUGGAGAGAGCAAGCACUCAGGCCACUUCGGACAGCACGAAAGGUGCUCGGCCCAAGAAGACCAUUGAUGACAGGAUGAAGUCGAUGCUCAAGGAUCUCUCCGACGUCACGGGUCGCAGGUCGUCGUACCGGACCAUUCAGAAGUACAAGCCGCUACGCGCAGGUUCUGGUACACGCAAAAUUAUCCAAGAUUUGGUCGAGCAUUGGCAGGAUCCAGCCAAGCUGAUCCCGUGGACCUGCCUGAAAGAGCUGGGACCUUCGAUCUUCCAUAAGAAUGCACACAAGCACAUGCAUCUCUCCGUGCACGAGCUGACGGACAAAGUCUCAAAUACGCGCUCUGUCCAGCAUCUGGCGAGAAAAGUGCCGGAACGAGUCCUGACGCGAGCGCUCAUGGAGUUUCCGCGCAUCCCGCACAUGCUGCACUGCUGGAACAAGGAAAAGACGAAGUACUUUGCUUCGCGAGGACUGCCGCAGCCGACCGAUACGAAGCCGGAAUUUAGGUUCGCAGAUGUCCAAGCGGCUGAAAACAGCAGCGGCCCGAAGCUUCUGGGAGUGCCGGACGCAAAUUCUCGAGCAUCCGCUACACGGAAUUGGCCGCUGCUCGCUCAGGCUACAGCACAGUCGCGUGCAGUAGUCCCAUCCACGAUAGUACAGCCACAGCAGGCGAAUACUCAGGCGACGAUGGCAUCGUACAUCAGUGGGCCAUCGGAGCAGGUCGUUGCCGCUCACCCAGUGGUAGCAGCGCCGCCUCAGGCGCUGACGCAAGUUGGCUCGCAGUUUCAAGGUGCACACUUGGCACGCACGGCCGCAACGGCACCCGGCUAUGCUGCCCAGCAUUCUCCAGCGAUGCCAACCAGUGCUGUGCGUCCUUUUCCACCGCCGCAGCAACCGGCGUUUCAACCGAACAUGCAACAGCAACGUGCGCCUGGUAUGGUGCAAGGACAGCAACAGCAGCAGGCGAUCUCGGACAACGUGCGACAAGCGGCAAUGGUGAAGGAUGCGACGGAUCGCGUGUUCUCCGGGCUUGCAGCCGACUGUCUCUCGUUCGCCGAGCAUGUGAUCGGCUCGCCGGCGUCGGACGAGUUGGUGCGGCACCUCAGGCAUUUCAGCGAGGCCGACGUGCUGCAUGUGAUCAACUUCGUCGCAGACACGUACAAGCGCGAGGUCGAGGCGGAACGCAGUUCGGGACAGCUUCCGAGGUGCGUGAAAGCGGCAGAGCGGUACAGCAAGGUGCUGCGCGUGCGGGCGGUGGCAACGGAGGUGCUGAUGCUGACGCAGAUGCUGUUCCGCGUCAAAAGGUGUCUGAACGAGGCUGCCAUCGAGUCGUUGCGCACGACGGGCGUCGCGUCGAGCGAGCGGUGGUUGGAACUUUUGGAUACCGCGCCCAAGUGGGCCGGGGUCAAGCAGCACCUCCUGAAAGACGAGCGGGCCCUCGGCGUGCUGUCGAGGGCCGAGAGCCGGAUGCUGUUGCAAAGACAGGUGGAUCGGCUGAACAAGCGGUUGGAGGCCAGGUUGGAGAGUCUGAUGAGCAUGGACGAGAUUAUGGGGGGCCGGUUAAGCGGUGAGGCGGAUCAGGAGGAGCAGGCGGCGCAGGAGGCGGUGCGCAAGGAGUGCGCGCAGAUUGGGCGCAUCUGCUGCAAGCAUGUGGUAGGCACGUUGGGCGAGUCCGAGCCAUAA